Molecule: messenger RNA, 1839 nt
Organism: Branchiostoma belcheri (Belcher's lancelet)
Lineage: Eukaryota; Metazoa; Chordata; Leptocardii; Amphioxiformes; Branchiostomatidae
Product: TIP41-like protein
Exons: 7
Coding region: 118-1020 (300 amino acids)
Biological process (GO): TOR signaling
Cellular component (GO): cytosol
Source: RefSeq, a predicted model, not a curated record
AUCUACAAAUUAUGUUUGUUACGCUGCUCUGAUUCUAUCAUCCUACGAUACUGUUUGUUAUACGUAGAAAGAAAACUACAGGUUCUCUAGGUUGUCAAAUUCAUAUAUCUUUCGGCCAUGGCAAGCUCCAGCCCGCCGCCCGAACCUCAGACCUCGCACCCUCCGCGGAGGAUGCCGACCCCACGAGCGCGGAAGGUGGAAGACUUCUCGUUCGGUCCAUGGACCAUCACUGCCGUGAAGAGCCACAUCAUGCCGUCAGACGACAUGGACAAACUGGCCUCCGAGCUGGACAUCCCACAACUGCCGGAGAUGUUGUUCGGCCAGAAUGUGCUGAGAAUAAAACACUCCGGAGGGUUUGGGAUAGAGUUCAACGCUGUGGACCACAUGAAGCUGGUGGACAACAAACAUGAUCUGAUGAAGGUCGCUGUUUCUGAGGCCUGGAGGGAGGCAAGGGCUGGCAGUGAACACAUACAGGAGGUCAUCAAGCCCUUUGACUGGACCUUCACCAGUGACUACAAAGGGACACUACUGCAGGAAAGUGCCCCACUGCAGGUGGAAGAAACCACAGAACUGAUUGACAUUGAAAAGCUGAAGCAGAGGGAGAGGAUUGUGUACUUUGAGGAGGUGGUUCUGUUCGAGGAUGAGCUGGCUGACAACGGCUGCUCAACACUCAGUGUCAAAAUUCGAGUUAUGCCAACAAGCUUCUUCCUGUUGAUGAGGUUUUUCUUGAGAGUGGAUAAUGUGAUCAUCCGAGUGCACGAUACCAGACUAUACCACGAGGCUGACAAGGACUACUUCUUGAGGGAGUAUUCUGCAAAAGAGAACAACAUUGAUGACUUGGUGAAGCGAGGUGUUCCUCAGCGACUCCUCCAAGAUCCCAACGAGAUCGUGAGCAGGCUUGACUCUAGGGAGAUGGUCAUCCACAAACUCAAGUUUCCACCGGUCCAGACUACAAACACAGACACACAGGCAGACUCACAGAAAACAGGCACGACAGACUGUGAUUCAGCCGAGAAAUGACAUGGUCCACAUCAAUGUGUUAGUGUGGGGUUGUUGGAGAGGAGGAGUCACUGUCAGAGGCCUGAAAGUCACAGCAGGGAUUUUUUCUUAGGUUGUAACAGUUAUCAUUUCAGACUACAUGUAAGGCAGGUAACUUAAAAUCUAGACAGACUCUGGGAAAUAUACGGUAGUAGAUUUUAAAGAUUCAAUUUAUGACUGACAUAAACUUACAUGUACUAUGAUAUAGCAGACAGUAUGCUCUUUCAAUUGAUACAUAAAUUACCUGUACAGCCGGGACUGAAAUUUUUUGGCUUCCCAGUAUCCCACCUUAGGGUCAUCUUUGUACAUGAUUUCUCUAGGCCUCCCCAAUUCAUGUUGCUUUGAAAACUUUCUGACCUCUCUCAGUGUGUGUACAAUUUGAGAAGAUAACACGUACUUCCAUAGCUUACAGCACAAAAGUUGUUGGUGUUUUGACCCUCGGAUAAGUUAGAUACCAUUUUUUUUACACAAAAAGUCACAUGCCAACAAGUGUCUGUUUUUGAUAAUGUUUUUCUGUGUAGUUUGUACCAUAAUGUGAGGCCAUGAAAUGGCCAUAUUGCUGUAUCAACAUUCUGCUUUGAACAAGAAAUGUUUAAGGACAAUAAACCGUAGUUGAGUGAGAUUGAGUAGUGAACAAAACGUACAAUUGAAUUGGUGAUGUUUGAUCUAUGUUAUACAUUUGUUGUCAUGAAGGCAAAAGUGAUGUUGUGGUGAAACACACAUGUAUAUAUUUGAAUUUCCUCCUUUUUCACUUUGUGAAGCUGGAAAAGACACUAUACAAAGAAUAAAUUGGCGCUUGAU